AUGGAGGCGGGCGAGCGGCGGGGGCGGCUGCGGCGGGAGGCGGCUGAGUAUUACCGAGGGCACCGGGUGCCGGAGCGGAUGGAGGAGGCGCUGAACACGCUGUUCCCGCAGUGCCCCGAGGAUCUCUACGGGGAGCUGGCUAACUACUUUUGUAAAUUUUCAAAAGCUCCAGUAAUAUGCAAAUUAGUUGGAAGAAAAAUUCUUGGUGGAGUUGGCCAGCCAACAUUAGAAGUGGAACUAUACUGUACAGUUAAAAACUAUGAGAAGAGGAUUUGUUCCACUGUGAUGGCUACUCAUUCUCAAAUACCUGAAAAUGCUUUACCUGAAACAAUUGAAGCUGAUGAGAAGGAAAGAAAUGACUCUGUUCAUACUGCUGUGGAAUGGGUCAAUGAAUCACUGAGCCCAAUGUUAAGGCACUUGGAUCCUACUGACCAGUGUCAAGCUGAUAAGAUGCUUGGCGAAUACUUUGCAAACAAGGUAGAAGAAAAAGAGGAAAUUGAAAAGCUAGAAGAAGAAGCAAAAGCGGAAGAAGAAGCAGCAAAAGUCACUCCUACCUCAACACCUAAGCAAAAAAAGGGAGGAAAACCAGGAAAGGCGAUGUCAGUGGAAGCGCAAUCCAUCCCACCUGCAGAACCUGCAGAGUCAGUGCUGCGUGGCAGCUUGGCCAUUGGGGCAACAUCACUUGCCAUAGCAAAGGCUGGGGCCAUCAUUUGCCAUGUCCCAUUGUACUUAUACACUGCACUGCUGAAACACAAUCAGGAAUCACCUAAAGAAAUUACUCUACCACUCCCAAUGGUUACUCUGUUGAACUGUGAAAAAAAUUCACCUUCAAAACUGAAAUUAGUCAAAGAAAUUAUGCUUAUACCACCAGUUGAGUUAUCACUCAAACAGGGCAUAGAAAGAGUUCUGGAUAUUCAGAAAGAAAUGACAAGACUGUUGGAGUCUCGGGGCAAAAUGCAGUAAGAAAGGAAAAGCGCCAAAAGCUCCGGUAAGAAAAGUCAGCCACCAGCCUCAAAAAGAAUAUCACACUUAGGCUGCCUGACUGCAGGAUAUGAUAAUCUAGAACAACUGCUACUCCUAAUGCAAAGAGCUUGCAACAAUAUCGGUCUGGAGCUAGGAACAGAUGUAUACUUAGCAAUAAAUUGUGCUGCUCAUGAAUUAAUGGAUUAUGAUAAAGGAAAGUAUGAAAUACUUGCUGGAACAUUCAAAAGUCCUGAUGAAAUGGCUGCCAUGUAUGUGGACAUUAUUAAUAAUUUUCCUUUUAUUAUUGCAUUGAUAGAUCCCUUAAGAAAAGAGGACAGAGACCAGUGGAGUAGCAUCUGUUGUGCCCUUGGCUCCAAAUGCUACCUGAUUGCUGAAGAUGCUGCCACGCAAAUUUCCAAACUCAAAACCGACCAAAACGUAAACAUAGCAAUGUGCAGUGGUGUUGUCCUAAAAUACAUCAACCAAACCAAGGUGUCAGACCUCAUAGAACUUACUGGAAUUCUGGAUGGUCAAAGACAUAUUACCAUAUUAGGAAGUCCAGAUGGAGAAUCUUCAGAUGAGAGCCUCGUGGAUCUGGCUGUGGGCCUGGGUGCCAGGUUCCUCAAGUUGGGAGGUCUCUCCCGCGGAGAAAGGGUGGCCAAAUACAACCGGCUGCUGGCUAUAGAGGAGGAACUGGCCGCGAAUGGAGCGCUGCGUGAAGCAAAACUUGAAUUCGUUGAUUUUGCUGAAGAAUCACAGCCAGAACAACUUCCCAAUGUGCUUCCUGCCCCAGAGCAGGGUUAGUUGCCUCCACAGCUCCCAGCCAGCCUUGCAGAUUCACAGCCUGCCUGCUCAGCUCCCAGAGAACAGCACACUAACCUAGGCUGUCAACAUUAACUUUGGGAUAAAUUUCUAAGAAAAGGCAUUUUACUACGAAACUCAUAUAUCAACUAUU
Messenger RNA from Poecile atricapillus (Black-capped chickadee), 1918 nucleotides. RefSeq names its product enolase 4 (gene ENO4). Lineage: Eukaryota; Metazoa; Chordata; Aves; Passeriformes; Paridae. The record is from RefSeq and is a predicted model, not a curated record. Gene Ontology annotation, cellular component: phosphopyruvate hydratase complex. The transcript is spliced from 14 exons. Gene Ontology annotation, biological process: glycolytic process. Gene Ontology annotation, molecular function: phosphopyruvate hydratase activity; magnesium ion binding.